ACAUUCGUGCUCAAGUGAGUACCCAACUUAACAGUUGACACUUGACAGUUGGGACCAAAAAAAGUGCAGGUUGUUGCCCACAGUACAUGCCUGGCAUUUUUUGCAUGUUUUUGGGAGAAUUAUAUGGAAAUAUAAAACUAAUUAUUUAAUAAAAUGGAAGUUAAACAAGAAGUUUGUGAAGAGGAAGAGACAUGUAAAAUAGAAAUAGAUAGUGAUGUGAAUGAUGCUCUUCUGGAUGGUUUUAAAAUUGAAUUUAAGCAGGAACCCAAAAUAGAAGCUACACAUGAUACAUUUGAGGUUGCAGACGCAGAUUUAAAGAAAAUUCCCAUAAAGACUGAAAUAGGACAAGAUGAACAUGAACUUAGGUCAUUGGAAGAAAGACAAACAAAUAAAAUAGACUCUCAACAAGAGGCGCACACAUUGGAGAUUAUGAAAACAAUACAAGUACACUCAAAUCACACUGGAGAAAAACCUUACAAGUGCGAAAUUUGUCAUAAACAGUAUACUCGUAAAGAGAAUUUAAAUGCACAUGUAAGAUUUCAUACUGGAGAAAAACCUCACAAGUGUGAAAUUUGUUUUGGGCAAUUUUCUUAUGCACGUUCUUUGAAACAACAUAUGAGAUCGCACACUGGAGAAAAGCCUUAUAAGUGCCAAAUUUGUUUUAAGUCAUUUACUCAGAAAAUUAAUUUAUAUCAACAUAUAAAAAUUCAUACUGGAGAAAAACGUCACAAGUGUGAAAUUUGUUUAAAGCAGUUUGCUCGAGAAAGUGAUUUGGUAAGGCAUUUGAGAGUGCAUACUGGAGAAAAACCUCACAAGUGUGAAAUUUGUUGUAAGCAGUUUAGUGAAGCAGGUCAUUUGAAAAGACAUAAGAGAGUACACACUGGAGAAAAACCUCAUAAGUGUGAAAUUUGUUUUGUGCAAUUUUCUCAUGCAAAUUCUUUGAAAGGGCAUCUGAGAUCGCACACCGGAGAAAAACCUUAUAAGUGCCAAAUUAGUUUUAAAUCGUUUACUCAGAAAACUCAUUUAAGUCAACAUAUAAAAGUUCAUACUGGAGGAAAGCCUCAUAAGUGUGAAAUUUGUUUGAAGCCGUUUACUCGAGAAAGUGAUUUGGAAAGGCAUUUGAGGGUGCAUACUGGAGAAAAACCUUACAAGUGCGAAAUUUGUGAUAAACAGUUUGGUGUAGGAUUUUAUUUGACACAGCAUAUGAGAUGGCACACUGGAGAAAAACCUUAUAAGUGCCAAAUUUGUUUUAAGUCGUUUACUCAGAAAACUCAUUUAAAUCAACAUACGAAAACUCACACUGGAGAAAAAACUCACCAGUGUGAAAUUUGUUUUAAACGAUUUAGUGAAGCAGGUAAUUUAAAAGUACAUUUGAGAGUGCAUACUGGAGAAAAGCCUCACAAAUGUGAAAUUUGUUUUAAGCGGUUUAGUGUGACAAGUGAAUUGAAAGUACAUUUGAGAGUGCACACUGGAGAAAAACCUUACAAGUGUGAAAUUUGCUUUAAAUCAUUUACUCAGAAAAGUUCUUUAAAUAUACAUAUAAAAGUUCAUCAAUAAGAUGAAGGAGAGUACUUACUUACUUAUUUAAUCCAGAACUCGUCUACCUUUCGGUGUGAGUUAUUACGGAGUUAGGUUCUCCGUCGUUUUCUUCCACAUUUCCUUCCAUUUCCUUCUAUCCAUGGCCAAUGCUUUUGUUUCCUCCCAUUUUAUUCCUAUUUUGUCGGGCGCUUCCCUCACUUCUUCUGUCCACGUCUUUCUUGGUCUUCCUCUCGUCUUUCUUCCCAUCUUUCUCGCUUCAUAUAUCUGUCUUACUAUUUUUUCUUCUCCUCUUCUUAGUACAUGUCCGAGCCAUCUAAGUUGUCCUUGUUCGAUUGUUGUUGUAACUGAGUGUAUUUUCAAAUUUUCUCUAAAGGUUUGAUUUCUAACUUUAUCUUUCCAUGUUUUUCCCUCUAUUGUUCUCAAAAAUCUCAUUUCUGUGCUUAGUAGUUUAUUCUUUUGCCUUUUUGGCAAUGCCCAAGAUCCACAGGUAUGGGUUAGAGUGGGUUUCACAAUCUUUUAUACUAUUUCCGUUUCUAUAUUCUAAGGUAUUUCUUUCUUUUUUAAAAAGUUACUCUUAAUAAUAUUGUACAGCUUAUCAGUCUUUGCAAUUCUUUCAUUUAUCUCAUUUUCUAAUUUUCCAUCCCCGCUUAUGAUUACCUCCAAAUACUAUCUGUCUACCUGUUCCAAGUUGCUUGCCGUCUACUUCUAUAUUUUGUUUUCCUUUUUGUCUUCCACUUAUCAUUGUUUUUGAUUUUUCUUUGUUUAUUUUCAUGUUUCUGAUAUUUAGCUCUUCAUACAGUAUGUUUAUAUUUUCUUGUAAUUGUUUUUCGGACUCCCCAAUGAUCACCAGGUCGUCUGCGUAGCAUAGUUCUGUUAUUUGUGUCAUUCUCAACUUCCAAUAUCCUACAUUAUAUUUUCUCCAUUUGUGUUUGCAUUCUUUUAUUACGUCAUCUAGUACUAGGUUAAAGAGUAGUGGGCUCAGGACACCCUGUUUUAAUCCAAUGUUACUGUCCUUGGACAUUCCUUGUCCUUACAUAGCUUUUUGUUUUUUCGUAUAAACUCUGGAUGCAUUUUAUUAGAUCUUGUUCAAUUUUUCUCUUCUCUAGUAUUUUCCAAAUAUCUUCUCUUUUAAUUCUGUCGAAAUCUUUUUCCAUAUCUAUGAAACAUGCAUGCAUUUUUUUCUGUUUUAAGAGCUUUUUCUGCUAUAGUAUUUUUACUACAAAAGCGAUAUUACGUAGGUCAAAAUUUUUGACGCAUGAGAACUGUCAAAACAUUAGAAUGUGACUUUUCAUUAUUGCCAUGUUUGUAAUAAACAUGGCAAUAAUGAAAAGUCGCAUUCUAAUGUUUUGACAGUUCUCUUACGUCAAAAAUUUUGACCUACGUAAUAUCGCUUUUGUAGUAAAAAUAUUAUAUUUGUCUCAUUAUGAAAAUCUGAUCGUUCGUCCCACUUUCUUUUCUGAAACCAAUCUGGCUCUCCUCAAAGGUGUUUUCUAGUUUUUCUCUUAGCCUGUUUUCUAGUAUACUAGCAUAAAGUUUUACUACUGUGCUUCCAAAUGUUAUUCCUCUAUAGUUUGGGCAUUCUUUGCUAUCUCCUUUUUUAUACAAUGGUGUUAUAAUGCCUAUUUGCCAGUCUAGUGGUACUUUCUUUUCUCUCUUAGCUUGGUUCAUGAUGUUUAGUAAUUCUAGUUAUCUUUCUUCAUUCAUGCAUUUGAUCAUUUCAGCAGUUAUCUCGUCAUGUCCUGGUGCUUUUCCCAUCUUGAUUUUGUUGAUUGCAUUUCUGGACCUCGGAGGUAAACUACACUAUGUCAUUUUAAGCAACUUUUCAGUAGAGCAGUUUGAAUAUUUUGAAAAUCUUAUAUAUCCCAUAAUUAUGUAUCUUUCGCUCUGAAAGACAAUGUGAUCAUAUUUUAAUCAACAUAUUAACAUAUAAGUAGAUUGUACAAUACAACUAAUAAAACGUUAACAUUUGCCCUAAUUACUGUAAUUAAUGGUAUUUUACAUUGACAUUGUGCAGUUUACCUCUGAAUGUUUUAAAAAUCUUAUAUAUCCCAUAAUUAGGUAUCUUUCGGUCUGAAAGACAAUGUGAUCGUAUUUUAAUCAUAAAAUUUAACUAGUUUGUACAAUCCAACUAAUAAAACGUUAAAAAUUGCCCUAAUUUCUGUAAUUAAUGGUAAUUUACAGUGACAUAGUGCAGUUUACCUCUGAUAUGUUUGAUCUAUACUUAUAAAAUAUUUAUUGAAUUUAAAGGUAUUUGAGCCCAAAAAAAUUAGCUAGGUACUUCUCAUAAAACAAAUUUUUAUUUUAGUUAAAUGUUCUAACAGUAAAACCUGUGUUAACGGCCACCUGUCAAAAUCGGCGACCUGUACUAACGGCCAUUUAUAUAAUACGGACACGGCCAAAUAAUCUCAUUUUUAAAACCCAUUUUAUAGAAAUUUACUAGUUAAUAUCGGCCAAAAUAUUUUUGUAUGGGUACUUGUUGAUAAUACCCAAUAUUGCGAAAUACCCAAUACUAUUUUAUUACUUAUCGUAUUUAUCUAAAAUGACAUUAAGAAUAAUCUGCAUAAUAAUUUGUUAGGGUCGGUGUCGGCGAACACGAAGUUUUUAAAGCUCUAUAAUAUGUCAUAAAAUAGGAAACCUUUGUGGUUAAGAAACAUAAUAAAAAUAUAAUAGCCGAGAAAGUGAAAAUUCGCAAAAGUUUGCCGAAAAAUAUAGUGCUGUAAAAUGAUGAAGCUGUAUUAUAAAAAAAAAUUAACGUAAUCGACAGAACACUUUAAAACGCUUCACUAAACGCUAACAUUAACAUCUGAUAACAAUCUGAACAGAUCCUGUUUUUUCCGUAGUAUACAGUCUCUAGCCAAAUUAUUAGACGCACUAUAAAAGAUUUAAAAAAAAAUGGUUAUUAUGAGGUAACAUUGUAAUACUAAAUAGGUUUUUUGUAUGUACCAGACACAAGGUAUGUUGUUUGGUUGUCCAUUUAAUUGUCUAUAUUUUAUCACAAAUAGAAUAUUAUUAUUAAUGAACCAAUAUGUAUUUUUUCUACGAGCGUGCAAAAAUGUCUUUCGCACACGCGUUUUAGUUUAGAAAGUUUUACUUUUCCGCACGCGUGUUACUUUUCCGCACGCGUUUUACUUUUCCGCACUCGUGUUAAUUUAGAUAUGUUAAUAUGGCCUUAAAGUAAUUAUAAUACAUGCAAUAAACUAAUAUUUAGAUAUUAUUUACUAAUUUAUUUCAAAUAUAUUAUUGUGUUUGCAUUUUAUCAAUCAACAGCAAAAUAAAAAUUAAAUUAAAUUUUUUUUAAAUAACGCGGGCACAUAAAUUUGAUACACCCUGUAUAUUGAGCUGUUUUAAAAUUUAUUAGAAUUUAGUUUGGAUGUAAGUAGAUUUCUCUUUUAAUGAGCUUUCCGAUGAACCAUUAAAGACUUUUGUGAAUAAUUAAAGUGAAAAUAACGAUGUAUUCAGAUUUAAAAUGGAAAAAGAUUGUUUAGGGUAGAGGUAAUUAUCAAUUUCUCGAAAUUGAUAAUUGAAAAGAAAGUUGGAAUUUUAAUAUCUUUGUUUCAACACGAGUAUAUGUUGUAGAGUUUCUCCGAAAGUAAUUAGGAUUGUCGGAAUAAUUUUGAAAAUGACUGUUGUGUUUGUCGAAUGGAAAAGUCGAUGUUCUGAUUCUUAGAAUGUGGAAGGGGAAAAAUGGAUUGGAUGAUUGAGGAGUUUGAAAAAGAAGUCAUUAUGUUUUUGGCAUCGCUAAGGAGCGGUUCGACGUGUUAAGUGGAUAGAUAGUUAGCAGAUACCAGUGGCUGUUUGAUAGUGGAGAAUAGUGUUGAAAAGUGGAACGAGAGACAGAUCAAAUUGAGACGAAAUACCUCUUUGAUUCUGUAUUAUUGUGAGAAGGAGAGCAGAGAAUUUUUGGAGUUUUGUUUGAAUCGAGUACGUGUCAAAAGAGACCCGGCUUGUUGGAGAAUUGGUGCUGGUAUGCUGAUAGUUUUGAAGCUGGACAACGGAGAGAGGCCUUUGAUGAGUAGCCUUUUAACAUAGUCAACGAGGGAGAGCUGUUUGGGGUCACGAGAAGACAUCCGAGUGAGUGAAGCAAAAGGUCAGUCAAUUUAUGUGAAAGAGAUUUUUAUGUUCGGGAACUAAAUUUUUGAGAAAAAAGCAUAUGAAUUAAAAUUCCAAUAUUUCAAAAUAUAAAUAGUAAAUAUAGGUAAUCUUGCGAAGACAUAAAUUUGUUUUGUUUAGUUUGUUUACCAAAGUCAUCGGGAACAAACCGAUAAAUUGUUUUUUGUUAACUAUAAUAAAUUUAAGUGGUAAAAAUUUCAUUCGGACAUCUGUGUCCACAGGUUUUUAGAUUCGAUAGAUUUCAGAGUAUUGAUUUUGAUAAAUAAAAGACAAUUCUGUAUUUUUAUUUUAA
Diabrotica virgifera virgifera (western corn rootworm) is the source of this 5941-nucleotide messenger RNA. RefSeq names its product zinc finger protein 664-like. Bases 154 to 1557 code for a protein of 467 amino acids. Gene Ontology annotation, biological process: negative regulation of transcription by RNA polymerase II; regulation of immune system process; regulation of cytokine production. Gene Ontology annotation, cellular component: nucleus. The record is from RefSeq and is a predicted model, not a curated record. The transcript is spliced from 2 exons. Gene Ontology annotation, molecular function: DNA-binding transcription factor activity, RNA polymerase II-specific; RNA polymerase II transcription regulatory region sequence-specific DNA binding. Lineage: Eukaryota; Metazoa; Arthropoda; Insecta; Coleoptera; Chrysomelidae.